GAACGCUAAACAAAAUGGCGGCUUCUGGUAUGUCACACGGAAGAAGGAAAGGAAAUAAAGUCCAGGUGGAGCGGAACUUUGAUCAGAAUUGGAGACAACCUCCAAGAUCAGGGUCUCCUAGUACAUCACAUGUGAAUGGUAACAGCUCCCACUCCUCUCUUAAAAGAGAUCCAAAUGCAAGUCCUGCAGAUCAGGAAUUUAAAAAGAAUGUAGAUUUUUUACAAAGAGAAUGGAGAAAAUUGGAAGCUGAGUUAAAGUCAAAAAAAGAUACAAUUACGCCAUACGUUGGUCGUGAUCCAGAAAAACCAGAUUCCCAGGGUGUGGAUUUAGAUGCAUUCCUUGAAAAUGUCCACCGCCUUCAGCAGCAGCAACAAUUACAAUAACAAAGGCUAAAGAUGAAGACAUGUAUCAAUGUUGCAAAUGUAAUAUUGACUUCUUUGCAACACAAAAGUUUGUUCUAAUUUCUGAGGGAGAGAAUUAUUCCAAUUAUAGCUGCUUAAACUAGCUGACUGAUAGAAUCUGUUUUCAUUUUCUCAAUUUGAAAUAGGAGCUUUGCAAUUUGUCAGAUUGUGUCACAGGACAAAUAUUUCAUAGUGGUUAUUUAUCUUGUUUUACAUGUGUAGAGUACUUAACACUUUCCAAGUCUUUAUUUCAAAAACAGAACAAGUGACUGAAGGAUACUUCAUGAAAUAUGACCAGAGUAGGCUCAGAAGAUUGGAGGUGAAAUAUGGCAUCUCUCUUGAGUACAAGAGAAAAAAAUGGAAAUCUAUCAUGAAAGCAUGUUUUAAUGUUAUUUUUCCCCGUUAUGAAGAUUUUCAAAAUCUCUCACUAUCAGAUGUGAUAAGGGCGUAUAGUCUGCAUUUUAACACACCAUCAACAAACUGCUGUUAAUAUUGAAGAUAACUACAAAGUAACAAUGUUGUUCAGAUUUUGAUAUAAAAUUUCCCAUGGGUAACCCACAAAGAAAUCUUUGAUAACUAGCUAGGAGAGUUAGAUUUUCAAUCUUAGAGGUGAGAGGGUCAUUUUGAGCAUCUCUCUUUGUUGGUGAUGAAACGUGGCUUUGAAAUAUUUGAAACUCAUCUUACACUAAUUCUUAUUUAACAGCCAUGUCAUCAUUUUGUUUUUGAAUGCAGGGAACUCUGGAUUAACAUUCUCUCUAGCCCCUUGAGGGGAUUUAAAUGUAACUUCUUCCAACGAUACCAGUACAUUAUCCUACAAAUAGGUAAUGGGAAUAGUCAAAAUGAUGAAUUAGGGUCUACUUUCAUGAUACAGCAUAGAAUAAUCUUGAACUGAGUUCUAGAGAUGAUGACAAAUUGAGGGCAAGAAGCGUGUUUUUGGCUUAUUAAUUUCCUUAGAGAAUCUCCUUGCCAGGAGAUCAUCAACUUAUCUCUUUUUGCUUGUGCUGUUUCUGAUUUCACUACAGCCAUCAGAAGAUAUUUUGGUAACUCACCAUCAUUUCUCAAAAGACUCAAAUCACGGGAUGUUAGUGUCUGCUUUCCUGAAUUUAAAAUCAUUCCAAUUUUUAACUUGAAGGUUGCCAGAAAAUUGAGCUCCCCGCUACUUCUGAGUAUUUAAGUUUAUUCCGCUAAUUAUUAUUGCUGUAAAUUAUGCAUUUUAGAUGAAAAUAAAAUUUUUAAGUUAUUUCAA
This is a messenger RNA of Pocillopora verrucosa, 1647 nucleotides long. RefSeq lists its product as uncharacterized. The record is from RefSeq and is a predicted model, not a curated record. Lineage: Eukaryota; Metazoa; Cnidaria; Anthozoa; Scleractinia; Pocilloporidae.